AUGUCAAAAAGAAAGCAGCCAAACCUCAGUCAAUUUGGAUUUACAAAACAAACGAAGAGGAGUGAUGACAGCGCACCAGCUACAACUAGCUUGCCGGUGAUACCGUCGGCGCCGCCGCCGCUAAAAGUUGCUGCUAGUGACAGCACCAGCACCGAGGAUAGCGAGACUUUGGCGCCAGAAACCACCGCUGCGACCUGCAGCGGACCAGGCGAUCAUGCAACACCUUUCAACUGGACAACAAAGCAAUGGAGUGAGUGGAGAAUCAGGAAUACAUGGCUCUACUCCAAAAAUCAGAAGUUAGGAUGUACAGUAUGCAUGGAGGCAAAAAGCCUGUUGCUCGCCGAAAGAGCAACGGGAGUACAUCUGUCAGAGGAAUGGAUGAAUGGAGAGGUCAGCAGCGAGUCACAGAAUAACCUGCGGAAAAAGAUUUACAAGCAUCGGGACAGUUUGGCACACAAAAGAGCGGUUGAGAUUUCGGAGAUGAAGGAAAAGGAUGUGCUCCCAAACAAGGUACUUGAAGUAAAUGCUAAUUUAAUGCAAGAAACAGCUACGUCUUUCAGAUCUGCUUAUAUGGUGGCCAAGGAAAAAAUGGCCUACAGAAAGCUCCCUGCUGUAAUGUCCCUUCAAAAACUUAAUGGUGCAAACGUGGGAAAUGUGCACAAAUCAGACCAUGCUUGUGCUGAAAUAAUCGGACAUAUCGCCAGUGAAAUGAGAGCUAAAUUUGUUUCAAAAAUAAAAGAACUGGGAUCACGAAUCAGUAUCACGAUAGAUGAGAGCACAGUUCAUGGCCUGGCUUAUAUGAUCAUUUAUGUGCGGUGUGACAUGACAGGAACGGGGGAAGUGGAUAAUGUUUUUUUAGAUAUCGUUGAGCUUUCAGAAGGCACGGAUGCCGAAUCGAUGUACAAAAGUUUGAGGAACAGCUUGAGACAAGCGGGACUGGAUGAUGAGUUUCUGGGAAAAAAUCUCAUCUGCAUUGCAACGGAUGGAGCAGCGGUACUGACGGGCAGAGUCGGCGGACUCGUCACUAAACUCAAACAAGAUUUUCCCAAAGUUCAGUCAAUACACUGUCUAGCUCACCGACUUGAGUUAGCUGUCAAAGACUCACUUAAGGAAGUAGCUGGAUGUAACCAAUUUGAGUUUUUUAUCUCAAAACUUUACGCCCUCUAUAACCAGUCAUCAAAAAACGCCCGUUUGCUCCAGGAGGCAGCUACAGGUUUGAACAUGCAAAUCCUAAAAAUAGGUCAAAUCUUUACAAUUCGUUGGGUGGCUAGUAGUUUUCGCACUGUGAAGGCAGUAUGGAACGAUUAUCCUGCACUGGCGCACCAAUUCAGAACAGCCAUAGAAGACACAUCUCGCUGCGACACAGAGAGGCAGAAAUUCAGGGGCCUGCACAAACUCCUUACAAGCACAGGUUUUUUGGCUGAUUUGGCAUGUAUGAAGGAUGUCCUGCGAGAAUUACAAAAUCUGUCGCUAAAACUGCAACGCAAACAAACAUCUUUAGUUGAUGCAAGUUGCCACAUUCAGCAGACCAUUGACGUCUUGACAGCCAUGAAAGCAAGUGGAGGAAAAUCCACACAAAAAGCCGAACAACGCAUAUCGACUGGCCUGUUCAAAGAUGUUGAGCUUUCAGAGAGCAGGCCGAAGAUAAACCGUCUUCACCUAAAGAAGAGACUGCCCGAACCGGACCUUGUCCAGAUGCUGAAACCGCUGGAUAAACGCUUUUGGCCACAGCAACAUAGCGCCCGUAUCCUAUAUGGGGAAACUGAGGUUCGAGCAUUGGCAAAAACACUGGGAGAACCGGCCCGAGAGGCUGUCGAGGAGUUCCGGGACUUUAAAUUGCAAAACAGAGCACCAGGGAAAACGCUUGUCAAACUUCAAACAGCAAGUCUGACCUACUUGCCGUCCUCAGCUGAGUGUGAGAGGGGAUUUUUUGCCGUGAAUUCUACUGACAGCAAGUAUCGCAACAAGUUGCGUGAACAAAGCCUCUCCUCGCUUCUCUUCGUGGAUCUGAAUGGACCCCCUUUGGAGCAAUUUGACCCUCUGCCUUUUGUAUCAUCUUGGAUUAAAGCCGGUCACCGACCCUCAACAUCCUGGGUUACAGGACGGAAAGCAAAGACAGAAGACCCCAGGCCUCUGUGGUCACUUCUGAUUUAA
Megalobrama amblycephala (Wuchang bream) is the source of this 2154-nucleotide messenger RNA. RefSeq names its product E3 SUMO-protein ligase KIAA1586-like. Lineage: Eukaryota; Metazoa; Chordata; Actinopteri; Cypriniformes; Xenocyprididae. Bases 1 to 2154 code for a protein of 717 amino acids. The transcript is spliced from 2 exons. The record is from RefSeq and is a predicted model, not a curated record.